ACUCGAGACGCUGCGAGAUUCCGGACAGAUUCUUACGGUGCAUCUUGGUGCUCAAGUGAUUCUCUCCAGAGUGGAAAAGUAGAAGAAAGGGGGGAAAGAAGAGCUUGGUGGAGCAAAAUAACGGAAUUUCCUCUUAUUACCCGGUCUUGCAGUACACCAGUUUGGAAGAUAUUGGAAGUGAACGGUGAGCACGAGCCAAUAUGCAGAACCUAAGACCGCUCAUCUUAAGCAUGCUGUUGUGCUCAGCUUUCUCCUCAACUCUGAAAGCCCAAGAAGAUUCCCAGAUUCUAUUUUUUGGGGAAGACUUUCACAUCAAAAUCCCUGCAGGUGGAGCUGACGUGUCGUUCAGUUCUUCCAUUGUUCCUGGACAUGUGAAGCCGCUGAUGAGUUCAGGGAAGGUGGUGGAUAUUCGUGCCAAACUCAAUGUUGCUUUGAGCCACCUGAUCUUGGAGAAUGUUGGAGAGAGCGAUGAAGGAGUCUACACUGUCACAUCCAACCAAAACCCUGAGGAUGUUACACACAUCACACUCAUUGUUAGAGAUUGCUCUAGUGAGGUCAUCGUGAAGUAUGGUUCCGAUUUUGACGUGUCGCUGAAUGAUAUCUCACAGCCAGUGCAAGUAGACUUUCGUAACAGCACAGUGGAGGCCAAUCAGACGUCCCUGCAGGCUGUGAAAGUACUCAGAGAGAAUUACCUGGAUCGCAUCAGUUUCACUGAUCAGAAGUUCACUCUCCAAGCUGUCACAGAGGCUGAUGAAGGCAGUUACACCUUCAGCGAUUCCAAUGGGAAAAUCAAAAAGAAGAUCUGCCUAAAUGUGAAAGCACAUCAGAUCUUUGUUACCAUUUCAUAUGGUGGCACUCUGAAAAUAAAUCUGCACUUGAAUAGAUCCUUGGCUCGCCUGCUCCACACCCCAAAGUCUGAUAACCAUGAGUAUUUGGUUAUGGAGAAAGGAUAUCUCAAUGUGCCUCCUAACCUCCCGAAUCUCAAUGAUCGUCUCUCUGUGGAGGAUUCUUUGUGUGUUCUGAUGGGGGUGAAGCCCAGUGAUGCUGGAGUUUUCAGUGUGACUGACCUUCAAGGAUUCCGUGUGUCUAAUGUCUACCUGGAGGUGGAAGAAUACAAGCUUCCUAAACUGUACAUUGCCAUCAUUGCUCUGGUUGCAUUAGUGGUGGUGCUGCUGUUGGUGUGUCUGGUAUCAUGUUUGGUGAAGAUACGCAAACGUGCCUCAAAAUCCAAAGCCAUUGAGGAGAAAUCCCAGGAAGCAGGCAAAGCUGAGGGAGAUACUUUCAGAAAGGUUGUGAAAGAGGCCUGUGCCCAGCAGAAUGAUGAAGCUCCACCCCUGUCACAAAAAGAGGAUCUCACUGAGAAAUCACAGAGCACAGAGGUCAGCAUUAAGGGUUUAGAAGUAUCCACGAAAGAGCCAAGCCUCCAAGAAAGGAACCUUGAGACCAGUGACUCUGGAGUGGGCUUUAAUACCACUGGUCUCCCACUUGACAGUGACACUGAUGCACCAACAGCACCUAUAGCAGAUUCUGAUGUAUUAAGUUAUUCUGAUGCUCCUGAUGUCAAAGCCACUCCCAUCCAAAUUCCAGAGCCAAAGACUGCUCCCUCACCUCCAAAACCAGCCGCAAUGUCUGACCUGAAGCCUGCACCUACACCUUCGACCAAGUCAAUGGCUCCUCCACCACCUUCUCCUGAACCCAAACCUCCAGUAACACCUGAACCCAAGCCUCCUGUCACACCAACGCCUGAAUCCAAACCUGCUCUUUCCCCAAAAGCAGAACCUGAAAGCAAACCUGUUCUUACCCCUGAACCUAGAUUGACCAUCCAACCAACACCUGAAGCAAAACCAACCUUAAGCCCAUCUCCAGAACCAAAGCCAGAUAUGACAUCUGAUCCAAAACCAACUCUAAGUCUAACACCUGUAACCACAUCAACCACUGAUGUUAAGCCAACUCCAAGUCCAACCAUGGAACCUCCCAAAGCUGUAACACCAACACCUGAUGCGAAACCAGCCACUACUCCAGAUGUCAAACCAGCAGUCACACCAACCCCUGAACCAUCUAAAGAUGGCACCCCUGAGCAAAAACCUGCAUUGAGCCCAACACCAGAUCCCAAAACAUUAGUCAAUGAUCCCAAGCCUGCUUUGACUCCGGAUCCUAAACCAGAUACAGUCUCUCCAAUCCCUGAGCUUAAACCAACUUCACCCACUCCACAGUCUAAACCACCUGUCUCGCCAGUUCUCGACCCCAAACCAACUACAAAUGGUACUCCCCAGUCCAAGGGUGACAGUGGGUCCAUCAUUCCUGGGUUGGAUGUGAAGGGCAUGGAGGCACCUGCCACUACCCCUCCCAAAACUCCAGAUACUGGGAAAAGCUCAAUCAAAACACCUGAGCUCAUCUCUGCUCCGGAAGGAAAACUAAAUUCGACUUCACCCUCAAGCACUGAUGGAGCUGCCACCAACUGAGAUUACAACCGUAGCCUCUUUCCUGCCUCCUCCUCGUGUAUUAACCACCACAGACAAUCGAGACACUUGCUUAACAAAACAGAAGAGCUAAGUGUCUUCGUAAAGGAGUGGGGUUCUUCAAUCUUUUAAGUCUCACUUUUAAUACGAUUAAUGCGCAUCAAUAAUAUGAUCCACUGUAAAUUCACUCUGUUUACUAAUAUUUAAUCACUCCGUAACAGUAGAGUAACUUACAUGAAAUACAGAAAUUAAGCACUGCAAUGUUAUACCACUGGCUAAUUUAACACAAAAAUGAAAAUUCUGUCAUAAUUUACUCACCCUCAUAUCGUUACAAACCCAGAUCACUUUCUUACUUAUGCAGAACACAUUAGGAAAAAAUUUAUUGAAUAUCCCAGUCCAUUUUUUCAAUAUAAUGGCAGUUGAUAAUGCCUCACUUUAAAGCUUUAAGGCCCUGGUAUACUUCAUACGAAAUCGAAGAAUGAAUGGGUGUGACAUCAUUUAGAACAAAAUCUGGCCAAAAAGGUGUUUUUGAGUUUGUUUCGGUGGUGCGUAAAAGCUUCUCAGAAAAUCGUCUUAACAGAUGAUAAACACCUUCUUACUGCCAUUGGUCCACGCCAUAUAUAGAUGUGACCUGAAGCACCACCUACAUUAAGGUGAGAACAACUUGUAAUUCCCAUUUAGUCAGUCACUCAAGAUCAGUCAACAUGAACAAACUGGCAUGCAGUUAUUAGCGAGCUGGCAUAAAUUGACCUACACCUGUACGAUUGUUUGUGUAGAGACAUUUUCCAAGAACUUGCCAUGUGAUUUUUUUUUUUAUUUAUUAGUCUUAGUCUUUAUUUAGAAGACAAUAUAAUAUCUUCUCCGGGAGUAUAUUGAGGCCUUAAAAAAGGACCCAAAUAAAAGUAGUCCAUGCAACCAUACACUAUCCACUGGCAAUGUUUUGAGAAGACUGACAUAUUAUGAGAUAUUUUUAAAACAUAUUUAAAACAUAUUUUUUGUGUACCAUAUAAGAAAGUAAGUCAUACGGGUUUGGAACGACAUGAGAUUGAGCCAAUAUUGACAGUAUUUUCAUUUUUGGGUGAACUAUUUGUUUAACACAGAAUGAGGGAGGCUGUAUGUGGUAUUCAAAAAAAUUGUACAAAGGCAAAUCUUCCUUCCCCCAAAAUAAUACAAUGUCUCUGCAUGAAGAUAUUGAGAAAAUAAACUGUAUUAUCUUUUUCAUAAUUCAAAAUUACUGCAGUUAAACUUGGAGAAAGGUGCACAGAAAGCCCAACUUUCUGCUUUUUGAGGACUGAAAAAUCGUUUGCCACUUGUCAUCAUGUUGUUAUGACAAAGGACAUGUCUCAUUGUCGCAUUUUUGCAGAAAAGGAAAACUACAGUGAAGUAUGAAGCCAAACUAAGAUCUUGAUAUGAUGAAGGACACCUAUUCCAAAAAAUUUAAAAUCACGAUACUACAUAGACUAAUCUGUGACUCUGUGCCUGGAGGACAUUUUUGAGAAUCUUCCACUAUUAAUCCAACCUUCGACACUGGUCUCACGGGCACCCUUGUCCAGUUCUGUGACACUUCACAUUUCAAGUUCAUUCAACAACAAAAAUGAUUGUUGAAAUCUCUCAUAAUAUUUCCAUUAACAAGAGCUGUUACAAAUUUUCACCAUUGAAAACACUCAGUGACAACAUUAUCCAUAAGCAGGUGCUUUGCUAGAUCCCAGUAGUAAGGCUGUUUGGAUAGUUUCUGUUAUUCCAACUUGAUGAUCUAUUUGUGAUGUAUUCAGAAUGUUGUUUGUAUCCAAAUCUGCUGUUGCUUGGAGUUGAAGUGAACAAGCUUUGUAGAAGAUCUAGAUUGUUGCGUUGCAUCUGGUUAAAGGGAUAUAGUAACCAAAUGUAAAAAUUCUGUCAAAAUAUACUCACUCUCAAGUCAUUCCAAACCCAUAUCUUUCUUUCUUAUGUAAAACACAAAAGUAAAUAAUUAUUUGAAUGAAUAUCAUGGCUUAUCUUUCAAUACAUACAGGUUUGGAAUGACAUGAGGGCUGUUCAUUUUUACAGAAUGUACAUUUCUGGGUGAAUGUUGCCUUUAAUCUACUAUGUUCCAUGAGUCAUUUUGGAUUUAUAUUCAGUGUUAUUAGAUGACUUCAGUCUUGCAUAUCAGUUUACAAAUAUUCCAGGUGCCUCCAGUGGAACCUGAACAUCACUGCCUGAUUGCUUAUGUUAGACACAUCCAGGAAUCUGCUCUUAAUACACGACUUGACAGCCAUGAAGUCUUAGCAAUGACUCAUAAUGUUAAUAUCACAAACACUAGAUGUUAUUCCUAAGGUUUACUGUAGCUUUCAAUGGUAAUAAUUAUGGCAUACCCCCUGACAAAACAGACUUUGUUACCAGAAGCGCAAAUUUAGUCAAUAAAUGAUAACUCAGAAUUGCUUACUGAGCACAUAUGAAUCGUGUUUUGUGAUCUUAAAAUUGAAAACCCUGCUCUGUUUGGAGAGAGCAUGUAUUGAAGUAAGACAAUGCAAGAAAGUCAAAGCAAUACAAAAACAUGCGCCACACAUACAGUAUGUGUACACAUGCAUAAUCAGAUAAUAACUUGUCUUUACAUAUGUAUUGUGAAGUACAGUGGAGUGGAUUUCAAGUUCCAUAUUAUUGAAUUAAUCACAACCAUACACUGCUAAAGGUAGCCACGUCAGGGAUCUCGUGUACUUUCAUACAAUAGAAACCUAUAAACAUAGUGUAGCAUAGCCCACGUGCUCCCUUGUGACCAUACUCCCCUACCGACUAAUCUGAUUGGCUGUUCAUUUCUUAUUUCCUAAUUGUCAAGCUCCCAUCGUACAAAAUGAUGACACGUUUAAGUGCACCCUGGUAAUGUGCAUCACACAGGUUUUCAGGCAAAAUCAAUAUUCCUCUGAUUACUACUUAUUAAAUCAUGCUUAAAGGAAUAGUUUUCCCUAAAUAAAAAUGUUGUCAUCAUUUACUUACUAUUAUGUUGUUUCAAUCCUGCAUGACGAUCUUCCGUUGAACAGAAAAAUAGAUAUUAGGCAGUAUGUUAGUCUCAGUCACCAUUUACUUUCAGUGCAUCAUUUUCAAUGAAAGUGAAUGGUGACUGACACUAACAUACUGGCUAAUAUCUCCUAAGUGUUCCAUGAAAGAAAGUCAUACAGGUUUGGAACAACAUGAGGGUGGGUAAAUGAUGACAGAAUUUUCAUUUUUGAAUUAACCUUCUCUUCAAUAAUUGAAUUAACUCAGUAACAUGAAUCUUCAAGACACUGCCACUGAUAUAUUAGUUUUGUAUCAUGACAUGAUUAACUGUCUGUUUUUGUAUUUUGUGUGGCACAUUGUGCCCUAGACAAUUGUGCUUGUGUGUGUGCGGGUGCAUUGUGUUAUUUACCUUUGAGAGAUUAUAGAUGUUUUUCACCAUUGGCAACAUCAGAAGGCCUAUAUAUAUGUUUGUACAUGUGCAUGUGAGUAUGUUUGUGUGUAUGUCAGUGUGUUAAUACAGCAACAAUUUUCAUUGGAUAGAUGUCAGUUUUAUGCAACUACCAGUGUUCCUCCUCUCCAGCCUGCUGGUAAUUGCCAUUCCUUUUUAAGUGGUACUUAAUGCAGGUGCAACGUAAAAGAGUUUUUAGUGCUUUGCUUUCUGCUGAUAUUUACAUUCAGUCAAGUGGUAUAUUGUCAAACAAAGGUAAAAUGCAUGAAUUCUAUCACUGAAACUAAGAAAAAAAAUUACUUAAUAUUUUUGGGAUUGUUCAGCCAAAUGUGUUGUACAGGGUAAUGCACUGCUCAUAUAUGUGCACAGUUGAGCCACACCUAGUCUAAGAGACAUGAUUUUGGUCAUAACUCAAUUUUGUCAAAAAGUACAGUAUAGUAACUGCAUUUUGCCUGUGUACAGCAGUACAUCAACCAGCUGACCAAGAUAGCCUUGAUUUUUAAUCCACACUCAAGACUAUGCCAAUGCAUCGUCAUUGUAGUCUACGAUUGCAUGCUAUAGAGUUGCAUUCCCACAGUGUCCAUCUGUGCUAGUGUAGUCAUAGGAGGUAGUGUUGAAUGUGUCACCCUGUAUCUGUUCAGUCACACAUCAGAUAGACCUGGUUGGUCACUGAUAUUCUAUAGGGCAUUAUGUCAGUACCUAGAAUUGUGUGUGUGCUCUAUAGAAGUAUCCCUAAAGAGCGAGGAAAAUGAGUGGUGAGAAUGCAUAUUAGAUGUUAAAGAGAUUGUUUAUCAAAAAAUGGAAAUUCAGUCAUCAUUUACUCACCUUCAUGUUGAUCAAAACCUGUAUGACUUUAAUUCUUUGUGGAACACAAAAAAAGAUGUUAGGUGAAAUGUUAUCCUCAGUCACCAUUCACUUUCAUUGUACAGGAAAAAAAAUGCUGCAAUGCAAGUUAAUGGUGAGUGUGACUGUCAUUUAAAAUCGAAUAUUGUGUUCCAUGGAAGAAAGAUACAGGCUUUUGAAGAACAUUAGGGUGAGUAAAUGAUGACACAAUUUUUACGCUGGUGUUGUGCAUGCUGAAGUCUGGUUGUGUCCCAAAGGUUUAUGAGUGGUCAACAUCUUCUGUCGCUUGCUGCCUCUCUUUUCCUCUUGUUAUUCCACCUUAUAGUGAUGCUCUUCAGUUUAUCAGUCCCUGAUCUUCCAUUUUGCACAAACACGUAAACAUUUUGUAAGGAAAAGUAAUACUUUCUUUAUUUCAUGGCUAGAAAUUACAAUAAAAAUAAAGAUUUUAAAAUGUU
Messenger RNA from Xyrauchen texanus (razorback sucker), 7172 nucleotides. RefSeq lists its product as uncharacterized. Bases 201 to 2462 code for a protein of 753 amino acids. The transcript is spliced from 9 exons. NCBI's taxonomy places the organism in Eukaryota, Metazoa, Chordata, Actinopteri, Cypriniformes, Catostomidae. The record is from RefSeq and is a predicted model, not a curated record.